Messenger RNA from Anopheles marshallii, 495 nucleotides. RefSeq names its product zinc finger protein 512B-like. The coding region runs from base 1 to 495 and encodes 164 amino acids. The transcript is spliced from 2 exons. The record is from RefSeq and is a predicted model, not a curated record. NCBI's taxonomy places the organism in Eukaryota, Metazoa, Arthropoda, Insecta, Diptera, Culicidae.
AUGAAGACGUUUAUUGUGCUUUCGAUUGCGGUGGCACUGGUGGCCGGAGCAGCCAUUGAGUCGGGCGAGAAAAACAUCGAGAAGCGUGGUCUGAGUGAGAUCGAAAGUCGGUCGGAUCACCACCAUGUGAAGCAUGUUACCAUUACCAAGAAGGUCCCGGUACCGUACCCGGUCGAGGUGGAGAAACAUGUGCCGGUACCGGUGAAGAUCCCGUACCCAGUGCACGUAGAGAAGAAGGUCCCGGUCAUCAUUGAGAAGAAGGUGCCAGUAUACGUCGAGAAGAAGGUGCCAGUGCACGUUGAUCGUCCCGUGCCGGUGGAAGUGAAGGUACCGUAUGAGGUGCCAGUCAUCCACAAGGAGUACGUCGAGGUGCCAAAGCCAUACCCGGUGCAUGUCGAGAAACCGUACCCGGUGUACGUGAAGAAGCCAGUCUACAUCGAAAAGGCAGUCCCGGUCAGUGUGCACAUCAAGAAGGUGAAGAAGCACCAUCACUGA